Lingula anatina is the source of this 465-nucleotide messenger RNA. RefSeq names its product dynein axonemal heavy chain 3. NCBI's taxonomy places the organism in Eukaryota, Metazoa, Brachiopoda, Lingulata, Lingulida, Lingulidae. Gene Ontology annotation, molecular function: ATP binding; dynein light intermediate chain binding; minus-end-directed microtubule motor activity. Gene Ontology annotation, biological process: microtubule-based movement. Gene Ontology annotation, cellular component: dynein complex. The record is from RefSeq and is a predicted model, not a curated record.
GAGGAGCAUAUGGCACAGAAUACCACCAAGUUCAGGCCACUGGUCAGCCAGGUCAAGACCACAUUUGAUGAGAUUAUCAAUACCAUGGUAGCAAGUGUUGUGGCCAUUCCUAGAAUAGAACACAGGUUGUUCCAGCCUGUGGAAGAUCUAGAGACACACUAUCUGAGUACAGUGAAGCAGGAUGAAGAGAUCGUGGAAGAAGCCAAGGUCAGGAUCAGGAAAGUGGUGGACGCAAACUUCCAUGGACCUCAGAGGUUCAGCUACAAGGUGGUAUACGAGCCGUACAAGUAUCUGCUGUCCAAGGAGGCAGACAGACAGGUGGAGAAGUUCAUCAGUAAGGAGCGAGCUCUGCGGGAGUAUGUCAGGGAGAUAGAGAAGUUGAAAAAGAUGGCAUGGGAGGUUGGCUCCUUUCCUGUCUAUGUUCCCAUGCACCUGUUCCUGCUGGACUGCUCAGGGAUUAACCAG